This is a messenger RNA of Phalaenopsis equestris, 1066 nucleotides long. RefSeq lists its product as uncharacterized. The annotation marks the transcript as partial. NCBI's taxonomy places the organism in Eukaryota, Viridiplantae, Streptophyta, Magnoliopsida, Asparagales, Orchidaceae. The record is from RefSeq and is a predicted model, not a curated record. The transcript has 3 exons.
AUGACAAUGCUCAAGUUCCCUUCGUUUUGGAAAAAAGCUACUAAUGAUUUUCCUGACAAUGUUGUUAUUGCUCCUUCAAUCUUGCCUCUCGAGAACGAACAUGUUGAUGUUCCAAAUGCUGGAUUAACUAAUUUCACUGAUGAUGAUCCCCUUGAUGUUAUUGUUGCUGGUGAAGAUCCUUUUACAAAUAAUUUAUCUCCACCAACUAUCUCCACUUCUUCUGAUAUAGUUCCAAAGGUUGGAUUAUCUAAAUUUAUUGAACAUGUAACUAACUCAGAUGAUCCCUUACUUGCUGCUUCUAACUUGCAUUCUGAUAAAGCUCUAGAGGACUCUAUGUUGAACUCUCGGGCACCUACUGCUGAUGUGGAUGGUCAUUUACUACCUCCCCCAAAUCCUAAUUUGGCUUGGAGUUUUGAGGGUGUUGGAGAUCCUUGGUAUAUCCUUUGGCAACUUCAUAAAAAAGUUGCUUCUGCCCUGAGAAGGUGGAAUUACCAAGUUUUUGGCAAUGUUCAUACAAAGAUCCAGGAGACUCAAGCUGAGGUGGAUGCUCUUGAAACUAUGAUUAUCUUUGAUCCUCAGCUGGUUAAUGAGGUGGCUUAUAAACAUUCAUUAUUACUUGAUGCAAUUUCCAUGGAGGAACAUUUCCUUCAACAAAAAGCUAAUGACAUUCAUUUUAAGAGUGGUGAUUGUAAUACCAAUUACUUUCAUGCUUCUAUUAAACAUAGAAGAAUUAUUAAUUCCAUCCUAAAGAUCAAAAAGCCGAAUGGAGAUCUCAUUGCUGAUAAAGGUGAGAUUGGUAAUAAUGAUGUUCAAUACUUCAUUGAUUUGUUUGCUUCCACCUCACAGGUCACACCUAAAAAUAGUGACUUUUUUGACAAAGAUAGGGACUAUGUGGCUGGCUUGUCCCUUAUUGACAUUCUUAUUGAUCAGGAGAUCUUCAAUGUGUUAAAGGAUACUAAUCCUAAUAAAGCUCCUAGCCCUGAUGGUUUUACUUCCUCUAUCUAUACACACUAUUGGGAUAUAAUUCAUAAGGAGGUUGUUGCUGCCAUUCAAAGCUUUUUUAUGG